UGAUAAUAUCGGUUGUGAUAUCUAGCCGAGUGGCAGUUCCAGCGUGUGCAUUCUCUCGGGCAUCAUUCCCUACUAGCUACGUAUGUAUCACCACGACAUGAUGGUGGCACUCGACAGCCUCGCGUUGCAUACCCCAGAUCGAUUUCCUGCAUUUCCGUAUGACUCGCCUUACUCGAUCCAGGUGGACCUCAUGAGACAUCUAUAUUCGUCCAUCGAGCGAAGGCACGUCACUAUCGUGGAGAGUCCGACUGGAACGGGGAAAACACUGAGUCUACUCUGCGCCAGCUUGUCCUGGCUGGCGGACGAACAGCAGCGCGCACGCAAAGGCAAGCUUUCGCAGCACGGUGCUUCCGCAAGCACAGAACCCGCGUGGGUGGCUGCGCAAGCCAUGCAGAUGCGGCAGAGGGAACUCGAAGCCCAGGAACGCGAGUACGAGGAAAGGAUGAUGCGUGCCAGGAAUGCCGAGGCAAAACUACGGGCUUUGGCACGCGCACGAGUCACGAAACGCCGGCGCGUGAUCGUCAACGUGCCACAUAUCGAAAGGAAUGAAGAUGCCUUUCUACCCGAUGAUUCUGAUGUGGCAGAUGAAGUGGUCAAUAUAUCCCCAGCUGUGCGUGCUCUGAUGGCAAAGAUAGAGAAGAACAGCGGAAAUCACACUUGGUCUGAGGGCGAAGAGCCGACAUGUACCAAGAUUUACUACGCAUCGCGAACGCAUUCCCAACUGACCCAGGUCCUCCUGGAGCUGCAGAAACUACGAUUCCCUCCCAUACUGCACAGUUCACUCGACGCGGCUAAGCAUUCUGGAACACAAGGGAAUGAAGUAUCCCAUCGGAAGCGUGAGCUUGACCAGGUAGAAGUGGGAGGAGACGAUGGGAUAGGGCAGCGGCAGUGGCGAACUGUGGCAUUGGGGUCCCGGAAACAGCUAUGCAUCAACGAGGACGUGCGGUCGAAAUUUUGGGACCUGGACGAAAUGUGUCGUGAACUACAACAAGGCAAAGUUGGCAAGCGAUGCCAGCAUCUGCCUCCGCUGGAGGAGGGCACCAAGAUGCUGGAUUUCCGGGAUCAGAUCUUAGCGUUUCCGAAGGAUAUCGAAGAUCUUGCAGCCGCUGGUAGGAAUGCGGACACCUGCCCUUAUUAUGGCUCUCGGAAAGCGAUACCCCAAGCUGAGCUCAUCACGUUGCCGUAUAAUUUGCUCCUUCAGAAAUCUGCCAGAGAGUCGCUCGGGAUAGACCUGACUAACCAGAUAGUUAUCAUAGAUGAGGCUCACAAUUUGAUCCCCACGUUGCUUUCCUUGUCAUCUGUUAGCGUUACCUCCACAACUUUGGCAAUAUCGUUGCAGCAAGUGGAAACAUAUUACAACAAGUUUCGGAAUCGGUUUGCGGCGUCGCAUGGCCUUCACUUGAGACGGCUUAUCUCCUACCUGCAGGCAAUGUCGAAGGUGGUGGAAGAGUGGACAGAGACAAAGCAGACAUCGACGGAAGUGAUGAGCAUACCUGAUUAUGUGCAGAGAUUGGGCCGAAAAGUUGAUGGGAUCAACCUGCUCGAAAUCGAAACCUAUCUCAGGAAGAGCAAGAUUUCCCGGAAAAUUUCAGGGUACGCUGAAGCUGUUGCCACUGAAGUCUUAGACAGUAACCACCGGAGCCACGUACCAAGAAAACUUCUGCCACUCCAAGCAGUGGAAGCGUUCAUUCUGGGCCUUUCCGGCACCCGUGAAGACGGGCGCAUCAUAUUCUCGAGCAUAGGCAAAGAAGGCAAUUCUGAAAUGGAAAUGAAAUACCUCCUUCUCAACCCGUCGACCACCUUUCGUGAAAUUGUCGAAUCAGCUCGAUCAGUUGUUCUUGCGGGCGGUACCAUGUCCCCGAUGUCAGGCGUCAUUCGUCGUCUCUUUCCUUCCCUCCCCCAGGACAGAAUGACCACGUUUUCCUGUGGUCACAUCAUUCCUCAAUCGCAUGUCCGGACCUUGAUACUGACCAAAGGUCCUUCUGGGUCACUUCUGGAAUUCAAGUAUGCACAACAAAGCAACGUGCAGGUACUAAAGGAACUGGGGCAAGUUGUCCUGAAUCUAUGCAACAUCGUGCCUCGGGGGUUGAUUGUCUUCUUUCCAUCAUAUUCUUCAUUAAACUUUGCGAAAAAGAUUUGGAGAGCCGAUCGUGCGUUGGAAAGAUUUGAAGCGAAAAAGAAAGUGUUCUGGGAGCCAGAGGAGAGCAGUGCUGUGGAGUCGACGCUUGGUGAUUAUGCUGAAGCGGUACAGGGUUCGUCCGCUGACAGAUCUAACAAGAGAGCUGGUGCUAUUUUGUUUGCCGUCGUAGGCGCUAAGCUUUCGGAGGGCCUGAAUUUUGCGGAUGACCUCGCGCGAGCGGUGGUGGUCAUGGGACUCCCCUUUGCAAAUAAGAACUCGCCUGAACUGCAAGAACGAAUGCGCUAUGCAAAUGAAGCGGAGAUGAGGUUAGGAAGUAAGAGGGAUCCCCAUUCAAAGGACGCGGGUUCAGAGUUGUACGAGAAUAUGUGUAUGAACGCCGUCAACCAGAGUAUCGGGAGAGCGAUUCGCCACCGUUCAGAUUGGGCGUCUCUAAUCCUGGUUGACCAUAGAUAUAGCAUGGCUACUAUUCGGCACAAGCUUCCUUCGUGGAUCCAGGACGGGGUGUGUGUUUGCGAUACGUUCGGUCAAGCUGUGAAGCAACUUGGGACCUUCUACCGAGACAAGAAGCAGUGAGGGUAGAUUUGACGGAUAGGUUUUUGUAGUGGAAGUAGGGAGUCCAAUUAUAGGGGCUCAUGCUGGCCGACCUCGAAGUGGGGUUGCUGACUAAUAACACGGGGUAAAUUUGCUGAUGUAAUCCUGCCUGAGGC
This is a messenger RNA of Pisolithus orientalis, 2847 nucleotides long. RefSeq names its product helicase C-terminal domain-containing protein. The record is from RefSeq and is a predicted model, not a curated record. The transcript has 16 exons. Gene Ontology annotation, biological process: establishment of sister chromatid cohesion; nucleobase-containing compound metabolic process. The coding region runs from base 83 to 2713 and encodes 876 amino acids. Gene Ontology annotation, molecular function: DNA helicase activity; hydrolase activity, acting on acid anhydrides, in phosphorus-containing anhydrides; DNA binding. Gene Ontology annotation, cellular component: nucleus. Lineage: Eukaryota; Fungi; Basidiomycota; Agaricomycetes; Boletales; Pisolithaceae.